UCGUUAAGUUUACACGUGUCUGCUACCACAUACUCUACGUUUCUUUUAUUCCUACACGAAGCCUUUUAUUCGUUUGAAGUAUUGCCAAUACGAGCCGUCGUGCGCGCAUGAGAUUCGAUUAUUUGUUUAGCGUAACCGAUGCGUACCGAAAAUGGCUUUUCCAAAAGAGUCUCUUUACCGAAAGCUAAAACAUCUACGAUCACUUUAUACACAUCCCGAUAACCCACAAAAGACUUUGCUCUUCACGAUCGCGUGUUAUCAUUGAUUUUAGGUAAAAUCACAGCUUCGAACGUAGCGUCAAUGUCCAGACGCAUAAACGGCAAAACGCUCAUAAAGUACAACUGUUCGCCGUAUCUGUUGUAAAAUUUGAAAUCCAUAUUCGCGAUGCAGUUGCCAAUGGCAUACACGCACAUGUAAUACGGCUGAACGUAAAUAUUAUUUUUCGAAUAUUUCGUUAUAGAAUGUUUGUACAAAUCCACUUCUCUGGCUACGUCUAUCUUGGUUAUUUUGGGCCUGGGUUUUAUGACGUGUCGCAACACUUGUUGCGAUAGAUAAAUACUAAGAUCCACGUUUCCGCGUCCGUGUUUGACGUUUUUAAUGAGAUCGUAGAAUUGUAAAAAAGCUGUGGGAGCGUCAAUUUUUGUACCGUAUACUAGUUUUACAUUUCUAGACGCUUGCAUGUAAUCCGGUAAUAAGUAAGACGUUACAUUCGACAAAAACGACAUGUACUGAAUCGUCCUGAGAUUGUGUAUUAUUAUUUGAUCGAUCGUUGAACAUUUUGAAAAUAUUUUAUCAUAAGUUUUCUUGUUGCGUAUACUAUUGAGAUGAUUCUUUUUACCGGACGCUUUCACGCAGUAUCGACCAUCGAUGUACGGAUCAUUUUUAACGUUUUCGGCGUUUAUUUUCGUGUCGUAUUCGUGCAUCAACGAAAUAAGACCGUAAAGAGUUAGGGUGUCGUUUACGUGUAUCUGUUUGAAAUUAUAAUUUUUAUAUUGCGGUAUUUUAUUGUUUGGUAAUAUUUCAUAAUUUCUAUCGUAACGUUCCAGAUAAAUCGUCGGUUUUAAAUCGCAAUCUAAAAUAUCAGAAUCAUCAUUAACAUCAUCAUUACUACUACUACCACCACUACCAUCACAAUUACGAUUAUUUGUAAUUUCAUUAAAAAAAUUCAUAGAUGCUUUUUGUCUAAUUCUCCACAAUUCUUCUUUUUUAAUAAAAUCCACUAUUAAAGUAUUUUGUUCGUUUAUAAUUUCUUUAUUAUUAUCGUUAUUGUCUUUUGAAUUUUUCAUUCUUUUCACUCGGUUGGUGAUGUUUAACAAUUCUUUUUCAACAUCGUCGUCGUCAUCAUCGGUAUUGCUGUGUCUAUCGGAACGCAAACUUCUUUUGACGCUCUUAUUAUAUUCUAUAUGAACAGACGACUCGUUUUUGGUAUUUUCAGUUUGACGUUGGUUCUCGAUCCGGUAGUUUGCGUUAUUGCUAUUUACCGUAAAAUUAUUACAAUAAUUUUUUUCACAGUCUUCAUCGUCGUUGUCGCUGUCGUUGUCUAUAGAAAACGUAUCGGAUUUAAUGUUUUUAACGAUAUUGUCUAGUAUAAAUAACAACGAAUAUAUGUCCGUUUGGUGAAACGAUCUAAUUAUUUCCCAUAAUAUAUAUUUCGACGGUUCGUAAUUCGUUAAAAGACACGACAAUCUAUUUAAAGUUAACGGUAUGUUUUUCUUAAAAUCACAAUUGUUGUCUUUGUCGACAAACAUCUCUAAAACCGACAUCGGUCAUGCCUCGGACUUUGAGUACUAUUUAAUUACGGAUUGUGAGUGCUACAAAAUGUAUACACCGAGGAAAAAUUUCAUAGAAAAUGUUUUAAAACGACGCGAUUCGUACAUGGCGUGUCUUGCUUACAAUUCCACGAACAAGAAACGCAAACGCAUAAAACACAGAUGCGUAUUCGUUAUAUUUGGAACGUAUCAAGAUUAUCUUAUACGCGGAGAACUCGAGGUUCGAGAAUCGCGUAUAUUAUGGGGAUCGUUCAUACGUUUGGGUAAUCUGGAGACAUACAAUAUAUUUUCCACUUUUAAUUCUUUAUCCACGCACGUCUACAGUACGGAUUUAAAUUUAAUUGUAGAAAUAUAUUUUUACGUCGACGACAAGGGUGUAGAAUUGAGAUACCAUAAAGGAGUGGUGCAUGUCGUAUACAACAAGCAAAAUUAUUACAGUAACGAUGAUCCCGCAACAUGGAUAUCUCUGUUGAAUCGAGCGAAUCCUUAUACGCGCGACAUUAGCGGAUCCGAGUAUAUAAAACUCUUCAACGCCAUGCUGUGUUACGAUUACGAUAUGAACGACUUGAAAAAUCGUCAAUUUUUAACCUACACCACUAUAUUAAACAGAGUAAUCUGUAGCGGUUUGUCCAAAAAGAAUAGCACAAUCACGAAUGUGCGAGAAUUAUUUGAAAAUGGAAAUAUUUUCAAUUUACUGAGCAAAAAAUCAGUGGUGAACAAUGAAACUGUGAAUAAAUCUUAUCCUCAGUCGUAUAGUAACAAUAUAGACAAUGGUCGUAGUAAUAAAAUUUGUGAUUUAAUAACUACCGUGAAAAGAACUAUGAACGAUGCUUUUAAAAAUUCGGAAGCUUUGCGUUUUCCCGAAGAUGGUAUCGGUAUAAUAUGCCCGAUCAGCGUGAAGGAUUUAAAAGACGCCGGCGAACAGAACGUAUUGGCGGAUUAUGUGUUAGUUAGCGAAAGCGAAAACGACUUGCAUGUUUACGAAUACUUGCAAUCCAUAUCGAUAAGUCCGGAGAAAUUGGAAAAUUUUAAAAUAUCCGCACUGAAGAAUGCAAUGUUGAAUAGAAAAUACGAACCUCCUGUAAAAAAAAUUAAAUUAUCAAAAGACGAUGUCUUACGCGAGGCUGUUGAAAACGUUGUACACGGCUGUGCUGGUAGUUAUAAUGAUGAUGAUGAUGAUGAUGAUAUAAAAAAUGACAACGACACCGACGACGGCACCGAAGAUUCGGAAGACGAGUACGAAGGGUAUAAAACAACACAUAAUAACACUAUCGAAGAUAAAAUGAAAAAAAUACCAGUAACGAUCGUUUUAAAUGAAUUUCUAUGCGGCAUUGUUGUUUUUUGGUCAUUCGAUGUUUUAUUGAGAAUAAAAAAGAGAUUUCCACACGCGACUACAUUAUAUUUUUAUCCAUACGUGUUUGUCAUUACAAAAUCUUGUAUACCUUUAAAAUACCACGAAGAUCACGACGCUUAUUUUUCCCCUGCCGAAAUAACCGAAUACAAACUGACUUUUCCGAGUGCUUCGAAUUAUAGUUACACGUGGAAACAUUUAAACCCCUGGGCGAGACACAUGAAUCCUUCCGCCAAAUCUACGGUCAGCAUUAACAAUAUAAAAGGAAGCGUGGCCAAUGUAGAAUCUCAAUUUCAAUACAAUUGCAUGUUGUAUUCUUUGGGCAUCACUUGUUAUAUCAAUAUAAACGACAAUAAACGCAAAGAGAUAUUCGAGUCGGCGAUUGUCGAUACGGGAAUCGCACCGUACACGAUGUUUUUCGAUAGAAUAAAACAAAUGGGCUUCGUAACCGACAACAUACCGAUUAUAAAAGACACGGAUCCGUGUCGCGCCGUCGAAUCUCUGAGGCGUAUGUAUGAUUUUGAAAAAUUAAAUUAUCGCUGUUGCAAGCGUAAGCCAGAGUCGUACGAUAGAUAUUUUGAUGUGAAUUUAAAGGAAAAGGCCGACCGAUAUAUAAACAUGAUCAUCGAAAACGACAAUAAAGAAUACUCGGUGUUCAAUAUGCGAGUAUGGGCUUGUUUUGGAAAUAUGUACGGCAAUUGCAUAGAAGACGGCGUAGUCGUGGAUUCUACGUUUGCAAAGCUGGUGCCCGAUACCGUUUACAACGCGUGCAUCGGCGUCAGUUUCAUUUCGAAAACCAAUAAAAAUAAUUGUAUAUUCGUCCCUAUACGCGAAAAAAAACAAUCUAAAGAUCCGUUCAUUGGUUAUGUCAUUACCGAAGAAGAAAUAUCCAUAAGACACAGUCGUCAUUGUUACAUAUUAAAAGGCGUUAUAGGCAAUCAUUGUUAUUAUUUGAUACAUUUCAAUCCAAAGACAAAUCUUAAGUAUUCGGACUUGAGCGUAGAACACGUCAAACACAACAAGACUUUGAUGGUUUUGAUAAAGGGUAAGCAUUACGGACGUUUCGGUCUCGGUUCCAAAAUCGCAAAUUCUUUUGGACAGAAAAAUAUUAUAAGUAAAAUCGAAGACAUUCGGUCGUGCGAAAAGAUGCACGGUGUGACGCGCGACGGUCGGAAGGUAUUUCCGCAAAUAGUCUAUAGCGACGUGUCGAUCAUCAGCAGAGACCAGAGUAGUCAGUAUGCCGCGGCGUUGCGAUCUCCCGAUCUCGCGUUUGGCCCCAACGGAGAAAUAAUAUUCCCAUUGGACAUUAUAAUACACACGCUUCAUCCUUACACAAACAAUCAUCCGUUCGUCACCAGAUCCGACACGUUCGCCAACUCCAAUGGAUUCGAGACUCAGGGAUUGGCUCAAACGAAUUUUCUACUGCGAAUGAAUAAAAACGUACAGAAACAAGCGUUGAACAUCAUAGGGCUUCAUGGUUUUGAAAUAAUAGACGCUAGCGGAGAAUAUCUAGAGUUUUACAAGCAGAAAGACAAUAAUAUAUUGUCGGAAGAGGCGGAGGUCGUUGUGGUGAAAAAUCGCAACACCGACACUGAAGAAAUCACAAAUAAAGACGACUACGACGACGCCGAUGCCGCUGAUGUUCCUACGAAACGCAAGCUAUACAACGAUCGUAGUAUGUGAGUCUUACGAUUUGUACAAACGCAUCA
Melanaphis sacchari is the source of this 4829-nucleotide messenger RNA. RefSeq lists its product as uncharacterized. The record is from RefSeq and is a predicted model, not a curated record. The coding region runs from base 1705 to 4803 and encodes 1032 amino acids. The transcript has 2 exons. NCBI's taxonomy places the organism in Eukaryota, Metazoa, Arthropoda, Insecta, Hemiptera, Aphididae.